AUGCCGGAUAUCGUCUAUCUCACGGCUGAUAAACAGUUUACACGACAUAUCAAUACAAUAGCUGUGGAACGAGGUCUUGUACAGGAGGAAGACAUCUCAGAUGAUGAAGUAGAUUUGAAUGCAGUGACUCAGUUUGUAUCUCCGAUAGUUGCAUCUCAAGGAAUGCUAUCAAAUGAACUCAAUAAUCCAUACUCUUCGAUCUCAUGUGAAGAUGGAUUCAUAUUUGUACUAAAAGAGCUUGGUGAGCAUCUGUAUAUUGCCAUCAAUGGUGAUGGGGAAGAAGAAGAGGAAUUUUUAUUUCGCAAAUUGCAAAUUUUACACCGGCUUAUAGAGCUGUUGUAUGGCCCUGUUGCGGAGAAGCUACGUGGCGAUAGUCACACAGAACGGUGCAAAUCAUGGAGUCAGAUGACAAGUCUGAUCAACACAUGGGUCAGACUGUACAAAGAAGAACAGGCAUAUUUACUGGAGGCGGUUGAAAGACUCCAUGUAAAUCAGAGUUUAAGUGAAUUAUGUAUUAACUUAUUAGAAAACAGUUUAACUAAGAUGAAAAGCACCGGAGAAAGAAAUCCCGCUCAUGCUCUGUUGACAGUGAAAUCAAAACUCCUGGCUCUUUAUUCAAGUAAAAAUGCCAGUGAAUUGCAAUCAUCUGACCUACUACUGAUUAUGUUGGUUGUGCAAGACAUGUAUCCAUCAACACAAACAAUUAAUGAGUUGCUGGCUACGCAGCCCAGGAAGGAAAAACAAAAACCAGCAACAGAAGGCGCUUCUGUUCAGCCUGAUGAGUAUGUACUACCAAGCGAGGACUUGGAGGGUGAUGCUGAUGUCAUGGAGCCUGAAUCAGAAGUGAUUGAUCCAGAGACUGAAGCAAAUGAUGAAGAGAGUGAGGCAUCAGCAAUGUUUCGCAGUAGUCUUUCAACACCACCACCUAGAGGGCGCUCUCCAUCAUCCUCUCCAACACAGCACACAAGUACUCCAGAAAUAUCAGUAAUACAUGCUAAGACCAGCAUUGAGGUCGAUGCAGAGUUGCAUCAUGGGAGUAUGUUAUCUCCUAUCACAUCCCAAGGUGAAAGUCUAUCGGCGCCACUGGGUGUAUCACCUAGUCCUUACAUACAAAGAUUAAAAUUGGCCUUAUCUGAAGCUACCACUAGAGGGCAGCAAACAACAAGUGAGGAUGAACUUUCUUUUCUUGAGCGAUCAACUAUGUCAUACCAAGAUGAAUCAUUUGGUAAUUUUCAUGUACUUGACUCCAGUAUGGUCAGUGUGACUGACAAAUCAUUGCCUUCACAACGGUUACCAGUGUUUCUAAAGUCUAUACCAUCAUCACAUAAACCUCAUGAACUGCAUGUCAUCCAGGUGUUACCAGAUACUGUGCUUGUCAUACUUACAGAGAAUAAAAGCAGCAUGUCUGGUUUCAUCACUCGAUCUCUGUCAAUACUUGAAGCAAUAGUGAAAAUUACAAACAAGAGAGGCAGCAGUAACGUAAACGCCAGGCAUGUGAUCGAAAUAUUGGAUGACAACAUUAAAAAAGUCUGUGAUGUCAUCAAGAAAUUUAAAGGUACAAGUAUUGAAAACACCAAUUUUGUAUUAAUUAAGAAAUGGUUGAAUGUCAAAGGUCAUGGUUUAGUGGAUUACUUGGAAUCUAACAUGUCAUUACCGAUGUCUCCAAGGUUGGAAAAUUCUAUAUCAGAACUGAUCAAGUAUUUGAAAUAUAUAUUCCGUCUGCGUUUUUUAUCGCCACGUCAGAGGAGCUGCGCAGCGCUGAGAAAAUACAAUCUAAUCAUGACAGAUAUUGAAUAUACAAUCAAAGGAAAAUUGUGCCACUAUAAAGAUUACUUAUCGGUCAAAGGUCAACGUAAUGUAACCAUGACAGCCUAUAUGGAAGACUUUCCUGGAUUGGUUCAUUUUAUCUAUGUUGAUAGAACUGUGGAUGUCUUAACAGCACCCUCGCUCAAUAGUAGUUGUGAUACUUCGAAAGAUGACAGUGAUCCGACGCAGUUGUUAAAAAGCAAGAUUUGGCAAAUGGUUAGAGAUUCACAUCGUUAUUUACAGAAAGGGUUUAUUUCCAUGACGAAAAGAGAUGGUGAUUAUCAUUAUUCAUACUUCAUAUGGUUUGAGGAUAACAGUGGUAAUCCGCUUCCAAUUCAACAAGCACCAAGAUUAGCAUCAUUUGAAUUCGGUCCUGGUAUCAUUGCGUCUCAUUUCUACAGUAAACUCACCAGACAGUGCUUUCCAAAUGCACCCAUUAAAUCGGUUCAUUGCUAUGAGCUAAUGUGUAUGCAUGUUGGCGUUGUACCAGUGCAGUUUGCCAUUAAUCACUGUCAGAAUCUAGCGUCAGUAUUAUGGGAAACUUCAGGUGAACCAAAUUCACCAAUCAGCUUGCUUUAAAGAUCUUCUGAUCCGGACUCAAUAACAGAACUAUUCCUGGACUUUCAACGCCGGAAUCAGCAGGAUUUCGUAUCAUCAGUUGAAAGACUGCACCCUCAACUUGGUGGAAAAGAGCAGCUGGAAUAUGUGAUUUGAAGGAACACUAUUUGAACAUGUGAACACCCUGGUGAAGCAAAAGUCAUCAAUCAUCUGGCAAAAAUAUCUCAAAUGAUUAUUACCUGGUUAACUUAAACUAUCUUUUUCUUGAAAGCACCGUUUUACUAAAAGGGAAUUUCUCUGAGUCAAUGCAGGUUACUUACAGGAUUAUAUCUGA
Molecule: messenger RNA, 2698 nt
Organism: Saccoglossus kowalevskii
Lineage: Eukaryota; Metazoa; Hemichordata; Enteropneusta; Harrimaniidae
Product: BLOC-3 complex member HPS1-like
Biological process (GO): vesicle-mediated transport
Cellular component (GO): BLOC-3 complex
Molecular function (GO): guanyl-nucleotide exchange factor activity
Source: RefSeq, a predicted model, not a curated record